Terrapene triunguis (Three-toed box turtle) is the source of this 1448-nucleotide messenger RNA. RefSeq names its product very long-chain acyl-CoA synthetase-like. Gene Ontology annotation, cellular component: endoplasmic reticulum. Lineage: Eukaryota; Metazoa; Chordata; Testudines; Emydidae. Bases 1 to 1419 code for a protein of 472 amino acids. Gene Ontology annotation, molecular function: long-chain fatty acid-CoA ligase activity; long-chain fatty acid transmembrane transporter activity. The record is from RefSeq and is a predicted model, not a curated record. The transcript has 9 exons.
AUGGGGAAAAAUGCCUUUCUCACCCCCUCUUCAGACCUCAAAGCCGCUAUUGAGGACGUUCUGCCCAGCCUGCAACAGAAAGGGAUCCGGGUUUUCUACCUGAGCGCCGAGUCCCCCACCAGUGGCGUGGAGCCUCUCCAGGGCCAGAUAGAUGCCGCCUCCGAGGAGCCGAUCCCCAUCGCUUUCCGAGGCAAUGUCACCAGCAAAUCCACUGCACUUUACAUUUACACCUCGGGCACCACAGGACUCCCGAAAGCUGCCAUCAUCACCCACUUGAAGCUGUGCAACAUAGUGACCAUGUUAUACAUAAGUGGCGUCAAAGCCGAGGACGUGAUCUACACCCCUCUGCCGCUGUACCAUUCGGCUGCACUACUCGUUGGACUUGGAGGAUGCUUGGAGGUUGGAGCCACCUGCGUCUUGCGUCCCAAGUUCUCCGUCUCCCAGUUCUGGGAUGACUGCCGGCGAUACCACGUCUCUGUGAUCCAGUACGUAGGGGAGGUGAUGCGCUAUCUGUGCAACGCGCCCAAGAGGGAGAACGAACGAGAGCACAAAGUGCGGCUGGCUGUGGGUAACGGCCUGAGGGUGGAGGUCUGGAAGGAAUUCCUCCAGCGCUUUGGGCCCAUCUGCAUCUGCGAGUUCUACGGGGCCACAGAGGGGAACACUGGGUUCGUUAACUACACGGGGAAGAUUGGAGCGGUGGGAAGGGCCAACUUCAUCCAUAAGAUGCUCGCGCCCUUCGAGUUGAUCCGGUACAACGUGGAGCAGGAUGAACCCGUGCGAGAUGAGAGAGGGUGCUGCAUCCGAGUCCCCCCCGGUGAGGCAGGGCUGCUGGUGGCGAAGAUAACGAAGAGCGCCCCAUUCAACGGCUAUGCGGGCGACCGCCAGAAGUCGGAGAAGAAGAUCCUGAGGGAUGUGAUGAAGAAAGGAGACCUCUACUUCAACAGCGGAGACCUCCUCAUGGUGGACCACGAGGGCUUUGUAUAUUUCCAGGACCGGGUGGGAGACACGUUCCGCUGGAAAGGAGAGAACGUUGCCACGACGGAGGUGGAGACGACGCUGGUAGCAGUGCAGUUCAUUCAGGAAGUCAACGUCUAUGGGGUGCCGGUCCCAGGACACGAAGGCAAGAUUGGAAUGGCAGCAAUACGACUGAAGGAGGGGAUGGAUUUUGAUGGUGAAAAACUCUACACACACGCCAAGGAUUUCUUGCCAAACUACGCCAUUCCUCGCUUUGUCCGCCUGCAGGACGCUCUGGAGGUCACCGGGACAUUCAAGCAGUGCAAAGGGCAGCUGGUGAAGGAGGGGUUCAAUCCAGCUCUCAUCAAGGACCCCCUGUUCUUCCUGGAUGAAUCGAAGAAACGUUUUGUGCCCAUGAGCCCUCAGAUCUACAGCUCCAUCCUGGAAAUGAAACUGAAACUCUAAGGGUCUCACUGCUGCCUUCUGUAACUAAU